AUGUUGCGCCACCUCAUUGCCCGUCACGGCCGCUUGUCAUCAGCUGCACUGGCCACGAGUUGCGUAGCUGCUGGCGCGUUUCUGGGCGCACAGCAGCAGCAGCAGCAGUCAUUCGCCGCAUCAGCCCAAGCUGAAGACGCGUUUCCGCGGGCCACACCUGUGGCCAAGCAGCCCAAGAUCAACGGUCUCAAGAUCUUCAGCGGUAAUGCCAACCACGAGCUGGCGGCCAACGUGGCGAAGCUCGUGGGCGUGCAGCUGGGCAAGAUCACAGUCGAGCGCUUUGCUGACGGCGAAGUGAACCUCAUGGUGCACGAGAACGUGCGGGGCAAAGACGUGUACAUUGUGCAGCCCACGUGUGUGCCUGUGAACGAGAACCUCAUGGAGCUGCUGCUCAUGGUGAGUACCAUGCGACGCUCGUCGGCGCGUCGGAUCACGGCGGUGAUCCCGUACUAUGGCUACGCGCGACAAGACCGCAAGAUGGCGGCGCGCGUGCCGAUCUCUGCUGCGGAUGUGGCCCGUCUUCUGGAAGCGAUGGGCGUUGACCGUGUGAUUGCAGUGGACUUGCACUGUGGCCAGAUCCAGGGCUUCUUUGGUCCACACGUGCCCGUGGACAAUUUGGAUGGAGGUCUCGUCGGCGUCUCGUACUUUGGCAACCACGAGCUGGUGAACCCUGUUGUGGUGUCCCCUGAUGCUGGUGGCGUAGCACGUGCCAAGAAGUUCCGAGAGUGGCUCGUGGGGAAACACGGGCUGCCGAACACGGGACUGGCCAUGAUCAUCAAGCAGCGCAUCAAGGCUGGCGAGAUCGACCGCAUGGACCUCGUGGGUCAGGUCAAAGGCUCGGACUGCAUCAUUGUCGAUGACAUGAUCGACACGGCUGGUACGUUGUGCAAAGCCGCGCAGCACUUGGCUGACCACGGAGCUCGCAACGUGUACGCGUUUGCAUCGCAUGGUCUGUUCAACGGCGCUGCGAGCGAUCGCAUCAAGGCGUCAGCGCUCAAGGAGGUUGUGGUUGUCAACACGACGCCGCUGCCAAAGAGCUGCGAGGGCAACGAGAAGAUUGUCCAGUUGGACAUUGCUCCGCUCUUGGCGCAAGCGAUUCAGAAUAUCCAUGGCAAGAAGUCGGUGUCCCAGCUCUUCCACUAG
This is a messenger RNA of Hyaloperonospora brassicae, 1143 nucleotides long. NCBI's taxonomy places the organism in Eukaryota, Oomycota, Peronosporomycetes, Peronosporales, Peronosporaceae. The record is from the annotation of a GenBank genome assembly.